AUGCAGCUGCUCUCUCGGCUUGGAGCUGCACCACUGGCCAUCAAGAAUCUGGUCAAUCAAAGUGCAUGCUUGAAACUGCUAUCAGUUUCCUGCAGUUUGAACAAGUUACAUUCAUUCCCCAAGCGUCAUGAUGUGCUGAAUGGUAACUUUAUUCAUGGAGUAUGUCUCGUAAAACAAGACACAGAUACGUAUACUGUAACUUAAUUGAUGUCUCUUUAAAUAAGACACACUCUGAUAUGUAUCCUUUCCCUUAAUUGAUGUCUGUUACGUAUCCUGUUAUUUAACUAUACGGCUCGUUCUAAAACAAUACACAACGAAAGACGAUACCAUAUUUUAAUACAAAAACAAAGAAAACACUACCCAAACUAGGGCUAAUUAUUGUAAAUAAAUUUUAUUAAACAAUGAAUUAAAAACUCAAAAAGAAAUAAAACUAAAGCUACUGACCUACAGUAUAAUGAUUGGCUUGUACCGGUACAAUGUUGAAGAAGAUACACUGUUGUCAAACGGUACAAUGAUUAAAAAGAAUAUACACACACAGCAAAAGUUAGUAAACAAAUUCUGUCUCGUAUAGCAAAUCUCUAUGGUAAUAGUGCCCCAACUAUCUCCCGACCAUCCUCCCUGUCCCUCAAUAAUAAAGGUCAAGAUAUACUAUUUUCAGUUAGCCACACCCCAAAUGCGGUACAGAACUUGGGGUCAGCUAGAGUUCAUUCACGGGGAAAGAGGACGUAAACACGUCGUCUACACAACAAUGGCUCUUAAAAUAAGACACAGAUUUGUAUCAGAAGACUAAAAACAACACACAAAAAAUCAAAUCAUCCCCAUUAUUACAAAUUGUUUUGUUAACAUUUUAUUUAUUGCGUUUUAUUUCUUGAUCUUUCCUUAGAGGAAAGAGUCCUUGAUCCAAAGACAAAAGUCAUUUAUGUGUGGCGCGAGAACAGCAGUGGAUGGUAUGUGGUCAAAACCUGGAAGGACUACGAUGUGAAAAUGUCAGUGAGGGCCAAAGGAGAUAUCAAACACGGGGGUACCCAUCUCCAAGAUUCAGAAGGAUCAGAAGGAUUUUAUCAUAGAAUAGUGCGAUGUUAGGCCUCGUGGGAUGUCAUCAGAUAGUCAUGAAAUAUAUGAGGGCUGGUCAUAUUUUAGUGAUAGAACAUAAAAUAUUACAGUAUUACAGAUACCAAAUAUACUGAAAAUAAUAAUGGUAAAUUGCAAAAUAUUACUUAGUUAUUAUCAAAGAAACGGGGAAACCAUCAUUUUUCCGUGAAGUAUAACAUAAUAUAAGCGGG
This is a messenger RNA of Lymnaea stagnalis (great pond snail), 1283 nucleotides long. The record is from the annotation of a GenBank genome assembly. Lineage: Eukaryota; Metazoa; Mollusca; Gastropoda; Lymnaeidae.